Molecule: messenger RNA, 1010 nt
Organism: Nematostella vectensis (starlet sea anemone)
Lineage: Eukaryota; Metazoa; Cnidaria; Anthozoa; Actiniaria; Edwardsiidae
Product: neurogenin-1
Exons: 2
Coding region: 123-839 (238 amino acids)
Molecular function (GO): protein dimerization activity
Source: RefSeq, a predicted model, not a curated record
GUUUAGGCCAGGCAUGACAGCGUCCAGAAGUGCUAUAUAAGCCAUUUACACGCUCCCUGCUCAUUUCUUACAACAAACUGCAGCGAGAAGUCCUCACUUCUGAAGCAUCGAAGUGUUCCAACAUGGAAGGCAUGUUCGAUCACGACCGUGGUUUAUACGCUGAGCCAAAUUUCUCCUUUGAGGAUACAUUUUGCCGGGAAAUAACGUCUUGUCUUUACGAAGAUGAAUAUCGAGAGGAAAAUACGUCCCCUGGCAGAGACGCCGGAUCCCGACGGGGCGACGCGGGAUUGUUUAACCCGAGAUUUGACUCAAGCGGGGCCGAUGGCGAUCGCCUGUCGGGGUCAGAUUUAUCAAAAGGUUUAACAGAAACUGGUUUUGUGCAAGAAGUCAGCGAAAAUUUUACCGACGGUUAUGGAUAUUCUGUGGGCUCUUGCGAGGGAGGUACAACUGGUAGCGAAUCCCCCACCGGCACGUGGAGCGGUGAUGAGGAGUUAAACACUGGCGUCCCAUCCCCCUGUGUUAAAGCAGAGCCAAUGAAACGGAUUCGCAGGCUUCGCGCGAACGAUCGUGAACGACGGCGCAUGAAAUCUCUUAACAGAGCACUGGACAGUCUAAAGAAAUGCAUCCCUGUGCCACAGAGUAAGCGAAGAGUGACCAAACUAGAGAUUCUCAGGAUUGCAUGCAAUUAUAUUAAAUCCUUAUCGGACACACUGAGGGGUGAAUCAAGCGGACCAAGUUCAGUUUUCAGGAAACGAGCGCGCGCCGAUGCUGUAGUCAAUGGAUUUUCUGUUGCGCAAAGACUUGAAAUAUUAUCAGGAAACGGCUCCCCAAGAAUCUAAACAAAAACAUUUAUAUUGAUAAAGAGUAAAUUUGAAUUAUGAGACCUUUAAAAAGUCACUGUACAUAUGUAUAUUAUACGGUACACGUUCUCUAGGUUAGGCGGCAUUUUACAUGAAAAUAUAAAAUGGUAGUUAUCUGCUUAACUGUUAUAAAGCUGCUUUUAUUGUGGA